This is a messenger RNA of Gasterosteus aculeatus aculeatus (three-spined stickleback), 2366 nucleotides long. Its product is annotated as meprin A subunit beta. Gene Ontology annotation, biological process: proteolysis. Lineage: Eukaryota; Metazoa; Chordata; Actinopteri; Perciformes; Gasterosteidae. Gene Ontology annotation, molecular function: metalloendopeptidase activity; zinc ion binding. The record is from RefSeq and is a predicted model, not a curated record.
CAAACAAACUGUUUCCUGGUCACCAGAGUAUAAAUGGCAGCACCUCCAGUCAGUGAAGUCAUUCUCCUCACAGGAAAGACACCGACUCCUCAGACGCUAUGUGGACCUUCAUCGUGGUUGCAGUCCUUCUGACCGCUGGACUCGCAGCGCAGGAUUAUGGCAAUAGAUUGAGAGGCAUUCUGCGUCAUGCAUGUCCAGACAAACACGCCGUGUCCCAGAUCAAUAGCUCCUACAGUGCCACUGACCAAGAUCGCCAAUGGAAGUUUGAGUGCAAGGCUUUGGGUUCCACCUCAGACUGCUCCUGGUCCACCUCCCAGGACUCGUAUGACACAGAACUCCGCUACCAUUGUCCGGUUAAUCGUGUAGUUGCUGGCGUCUUCAGCGAUUUCGACAUGGCACAAGGAGCCAGAAGUUGGAAGUUCCUCUGCUGCUCCGUUCCAAACUUUGUGACUUCUGAAUGUCGUAAAUCUCCACUGGUGAACUACUGGAGCAAAGACUUCACCUGGAGACUCCCUGCAGGCCACUUCCUGACAGGAGUCCAGACCCAACUCAAGAACCGGGACACUGGUGAUCAUCGGUGGAGUUUCAAUUACUGCAAAGGAAAAACACAAGAUACACAGACAGUCAAUUCACAAAUCCUCAGAGCAAACAAACCAGUAGCCAACCUUGUAGUGGAAGGAGAUGUUAUCGUCUCUAAUACAAGGAAUGCAAGAAUCUGCAGUGACUGCAGAUGGGAAAAGUUACAAGCGACAGUCCAAGUGCCAUUUAUCGUGAGUGAUUCCUUUACCAGCGCUGAGAAGGACCAGAUUGCCAAAGCAAUCAGUGCCUUCCACAUGAGCACCUGCAUCCGGUUUGUUGCCCACACGAACCAGCCCGACUACAUUAGCAUUGUGAAGAAAAGCGGCUGUUGGUCCUGGGUUGGACGAAUUGGAAUGUCUCAAGAGGUGUCGCUGGGUGCAGGGUGCCUUCAAAGUGGUAUUAUCCAGCAUGAGCUCAUCCACGCACUCGGCUUCUGGCACGAGCAGAGUAGAAGUGACCGAGACGCUUUCGUCAAGAUCAACUUAGCAAACAUCCAGGACGGACAAGAGAGAAACUUUGACCGAUUGGACACAAACAACCUAAAUGUCCCAUAUGACUACUCGUCUUUAAUGCACUACGCACCCAGAGACUUCUCAAAGAACGGGGAAGAUACCAUCGUUGCCCUCGACCCCUCAGCACAAAUAGGCCAGAGGGAAGGCAUGUCGGAGAAGGACAUUCUGAAGAUCAACAAGCUGUAUGUCUGCACGGAUUACCUUCAUGCGUACAACGAGUGGGACAACGUGUUGGAGAACACUUUGAGCCGCACUUGUCCUACUGGCCAAGCUGUAUCUGGCAUCACAAGUCUCUACAAUUCAGAGAAGAACGAUCGACUUUGGGCGUUUUCAUGUAAGGCUCUCAAUCGUCAAACCACAUGCCAGUGGUCAAGUUCUCUCAACAACUAUUGGGAACCAUUUAACUUCAACUGUGGAGGCGGUAAAGUGAUCAGUGGGGCCUACGCUGAACACAGCCGCCUCUUCAAGGACAGGAGAUGGAGGUUUCAGUGCUGCAGCUCUCCUGGUUUUACCACAUCCAACUGCUACACAGAGACACACAUCAACUACUUUCAGGAAUACUUCAGCUGGACGGUCCCCAGCGACCACUUCCUGACCGGAGUUCAGAGCUCCUUUGACCGGCCCAGUGGUGACCGUCAGUGGAGUGUGACCUACUGCCAGGGGAACGGCCAGUGAAGCAGGACAAGAUGUGGUGCUUCUUCACAACAAUUCACCAAAUCCAUCGUUGCUGAUUCAGACCGUCUGAAUGUACAUUUGGGGAAUGUUCUCCCUCAGUGUGGAUGUUAACUGUGCUCAUGCUCUCAUGCUCUGCAUGAUACGUGAUGUUUAGUUCAAGUACCAGAUGAAGAUCUUCAAACGGUUCCAUGGCCUGAAGAGAUGAACUGGUCUCAGAGCUGCUCCUGUGAUGCUUUUGUGGACCAGCUGUUCUCACACAGUGUUGAAGAUCUGUGUGUGUUUAACACAGCUGGUGGAUGUUUCUUAUGCAACCCUUCUCUCUCUCUCUGGUGUCCAUCCGGUUUGGGACACUAAAUGUCUGCCAGAUAUCGUAAUGUAAUGAAUUCCUGAUUCUAAUUAGAUAAUUAGGUCAUAGUUUUUAAGGUGAAUCGUGAUGCAAGGUGUAACCUCCAAAGUGUUAAUUUAUAUAUUUGUAUGUAUUUGUACAUAUAGAACAUUCUUUUGUGUAGUUAAAUGCAACUUACUGUGUUGUAAUUGAUGUACACCAAGUGUACAAGUGUCACUGUUCUCGUCUGUAAAUAAAGUUAUUAUGACUCAACA